Messenger RNA from Didymodactylos carnosus, 846 nucleotides. Lineage: Eukaryota; Metazoa; Rotifera; Eurotatoria; Philodinida; Philodinidae. The record is from the annotation of a GenBank genome assembly.
AUGUUUAUGUUUGCAAGUGCUUAUGGUCUUGCUCGUCUACAUCAAUGUCGUUUGUAUGUCUCAUCGAAAAUAUUAACUGAAUUACGCCGAUAUUUCAUAAUGGAACCAUUAAACAAUUUAAUCACUGAUAUAGCGGUAUCAAAAUUAAGCGGAAUUCAAAGAAUGUAUAGUGUCUGCACAUUUUUUUCUGAAUUAAUGUUGCCAAAUGCAAUUAAAUAUUUGGAAAUAGAAGGUUACUGGCAAGCAUACGGCCAUUUUGCGAAACAUAAUGAGGAGCUAAGACAACUAUUUAAUGGAAAACAAGAAACAAUUCAAAGGCUUUCCACAUUUUUCUCACAGUCAUUACAAAUCAUACGUCGUCAUUAUGGUUGUACACCAAAAGAGAAUAUUAGUUUUAAGUUCUCAACACAUGAACAAAUAAAAAAAGCUCUUAUGUUGACAAAUUUCACAUGGAUCGGUAUUCAUAUUCGUCGCACUGAUUUUAUUUUGAAUAAACAUGUUUCAUCAGAUUCUUAUGUAUUAGAAGGUAUCAAAUAUUUCUCUAGGAAAUAUGAAAAGUCUAUAUUUAUUGUAGCAAGUGAUGAUAAAUUGUAUUGUUCAAAUCUCCUAAAAAACCAAGUGAAUGUUAUCGUCACACCCGACUUAUUUUCUGCAAUCGAUGAUUUGAUAUCAUUAGGAAUUUGUCAACAUUCGAUUGUAACUGGUGGAAGCUUCGGAUGGUGGGCAGCAUUUCUCGCUAACGGGGAUGCUCUUCAUGAUGUGCAAUAUGACAGUUUAAGAAAAGGAUGUAACUGUACAAAAGAAUGGUAUUAUCCUCCUUGGUUUCUACUUCCAAGCAAAGUUUGA